Molecule: messenger RNA, 916 nt
Organism: Cloeon dipterum
Lineage: Eukaryota; Metazoa; Arthropoda; Insecta; Ephemeroptera; Baetidae
Exons: 11
Coding region: 284-916 (210 amino acids)
Source: RefSeq, a predicted model, not a curated record
AACCAAAGUGCAAGCGGCAACUACCACGAAGCCAACCAAAGUGCAAGUUCCGCAAAGGUGCAAUGUGAGCGAUUGCAAACUCCAUGAUUCAAGACUCAGGACUUUCCUUAGCUCUGCUCUAUCCGACGAAUUUGUAUCAGUUUUGGCAGACACUCCUUAUUCGGCAUUUUUAUCAGCUAAUGCGGACUUGGGGGAUGUAUUUUACAAGUGCGGACGCCUCUUUUACUCUAGCCACAAUCAAGCUCCAUAUGGAGCAGCCACAGUCGUGUGUGCCAAGAGGAAAAUGCAAUUGGUUACGGUGGAAGAAGGAGCAAAUAACAUGAAUUGUCUUGUCCCCAAUUUGGACAAUAUGACGGCAGAGGAGCAAAAGGAUCUGAAAUACUAUUUCGUCUGGACGAGCGGAAUGGCCGAGGGGAGCAACUGCGGAAACGCGGCGUACUCGUGGUGCGCAGGAAACAGGACCAUCAUCGACGCGAAUGCGUUCGACCUGCCUCUGGAGAUUUCAAAAAAGGAAAGGUGUCUUGCUCUUUCCACGAUGACCAAGACACUCGUUCGUAUGAGCUGCACCACUCCUAAUUACUUCUUUUGUGAAUACAAGUGUAAAACUGUUUCAUGCACGAGCAACCAGAUGUGCGAAACUAGUAAAAAUAACGCUCUCUUUGAAAGCGGGACUGGAAAAAUAAAACGUCAAUCUGUGAGUGGUGUUUGGGCAGAGUGGAAACAGACGAUUGGUGUCAAGAAAUAUUCAUAUACUAGCUAUAUAUUUGGCUACAAAAAAGUGACUUGGUCGGAAAAUUUAAAGAUUUGUUGCAGCUUGGGAAUGAAGCCGAUCAAAGUCACGGAUGAGCUGCUUUUCGCGCUUAACAACGUGGGAAACGAGAGCACUAAAAUCAGUAUCUUUUACAAUCCUGGCUGA